Molecule: messenger RNA, 2095 nt
Organism: Panicum hallii
Lineage: Eukaryota; Viridiplantae; Streptophyta; Magnoliopsida; Poales; Poaceae
Product: sodium/hydrogen exchanger 2-like
Exons: 15
Coding region: 201-1838 (545 amino acids)
Biological process (GO): regulation of pH; proton transmembrane transport; sodium ion transport
Cellular component (GO): membrane
Molecular function (GO): sodium:proton antiporter activity
Source: RefSeq, a predicted model, not a curated record
UUCAGGCCUCAUGGCCAGCGCGGGACUCCACCACUCCUCCCCGUCUUCCUCGCCCUGCCGAAUCUCCUACCGAACCCACGCGAGGCCGGCGUCCGGCUCUUCUCCCCCGCGGUUCAGAUCCCCGGAUCGAGCCGGCGCCUCGUGAAAGUCCGCAACGGCGACGAGGUCGCUUGGAGCUGUGGAUCUGCUGAGGUGGCGACAUGGGGCUGGAUUUGGGAGCUAUUCUCAAACCCGGCAGCUUCGGGGUCUCGGACCACGACGCCAUCGUUUCGAUCAACAUCUUCAUCGCGCUGCUCUGCAGCUGCAUUGUCAUCGGGCACCUGCUGGAAGGGAACCGAUGGGUGAACGAGUCCAUCACUGCGCUUGUCAUGGGUCUGAUCACUGGAGGUGUGAUUCUGCUCGCCACUAAUGGGACAAAUUCACGCAUCCUUGUGUUCAGCGAGGACCUCUUUUUCAUCUAUUUGCUUCCGCCAAUAAUCUUCAAUGCUGGGUUUCAAGUAAAGAAAAAGCAAUUCUUCCGCAACUUUAUGACAAUUAUUUUGUUCGGAGCUGUUGGGACUCUGAUUUCCUUCGUAAUAAUCACUCUUGGUGCCAUGGGAUUGUUCAAAAAACUUGAUGUUGGUCCACUCGAGCUUGGAGACUAUCUUGCAAUUGGCGCUAUUUUCUCUGCAACAGACUCGGUUUGCACCUUGCAGGUGCUUAACCAGGAUGAAACACCCCUACUCUAUAGUCUAGUUUUUGGUGAAGGUGUUGUUAAUGAUGCAACAUCUGUUGUGCUCUUCAAUGCAAUUGAAAACCUUGAUAUUGGUCAUUUUGAUGCUCUUGUUCUGUUGAAUUUCAUCGGAAAAUUCCUCUAUCUGUUCUUCACCAGCACGAUACUUGGAGUAGCUGCUGGGUUGCUUAGUGCGUACAUUAUCAAGAAGCUUUGUUUUGCAAGACAUUCAACUGACAGAGAAGUUUCUAUCAUGAUGCUCAUGGCAUACCUUUCAUACAUGCUGUCAAUGCUGUUGGACCUGAGUGGCAUUCUUACUGUCUUCUUCUGUGGAAUAGUAAUGUCACAUUACACAUGGCAUAAUGUGACAGAAAGCUCUAGAGUUACCACUAAGCAUACUUUUGCAACUUUAUCGUUCAUUGCAGAAAUUUUUCUCUUUCUCUAUGUUGGGAUGGAUGCAUUGGACAUUGAAAAGUGGAAAUUAGCUAGUAGCAGUCCUAAAAAACCAAUUGCUUUAAGUGCAAUUAUAUUGGGCUUGGUUAUGGUUGGAAGAGCAGCAUUUGUGUUCCCUUUGUCUUUCCUGUCCAAUCUAAGUAAAAAGGAGGCACGUCCAAAGAUAUCCUUCAAGCAACAAGUAAUCAUUUGGUGGGCUGGUCUAAUGAGAGGAGCAGUAUCAAUUGCACUUGCCUAUAACAAGUUUACAGCAUCUGGUCAUACUGAGGUGCGAGUUAAUGCUAUCAUGAUCACCAGCACAGUCAUUGUUGUUCUGGUCAGCACAAUGGUUUUUGGUUUGCUGACUAAGCCGCUGAUUACUCUCCUCAUCCCACCAAGGACUGGCCCAAACACGUCAUCUAUGCUCUCAAGCCAGUCAAUUCUCGACCCACUUCUCACUAGCAUGAUGGGGUCUGACUUCGAUGUAGGUCAGAUCUCCUCCCCUCAGUACAACCUCCAGUUUAUUCUCACCGCGCCAACUCGCUCCGUCCACCGCCUAUGGCGCAAGUUUGAUGAUCGGUUCAUGCGCCCAAUGUUUGGGGGGCGAGGUUUUGUUCCAUUUGUGCCUGGAUCACCAGUGGAACGGAGCGACCCUGAUUCUCACCUGGGCACUGUGACUGAGGCAGAGCGUUGAGUCGAGGAGCCGAAGAUGUAGACAAUCCUCUGUACAUGUUCAGGCAGAUACCACUCUAUUUUGUUCUCAGAGUCAUUUGUUGUAGAUUGUUGUAUUACCUGUAGAGCUACACAAGCUUUUGUAAAUUUCUGGGAGCCAGCACCAAUUGUAGAUUAGUACUCCAAUUUAUCUGUAAAUUUAAUGUUGUUCAGAGAGAAUAAUCACAUGCUGGCAUAUUGACAUGCUUUUAUAUAAUUGUGAUGGGCCUGUACAAACAA